Molecule: messenger RNA, 1423 nt
Organism: Folsomia candida
Lineage: Eukaryota; Metazoa; Arthropoda; Collembola; Entomobryomorpha; Isotomidae
Exons: 2
Coding region: 679-1392 (237 amino acids)
Cellular component (GO): nucleus
Source: RefSeq, a predicted model, not a curated record
AUGACACGAACAUAGGAGUCUCCUUAGGCGGUAUUAACCAGGAUAGUCAGAAAAUCGUUAUCGGACAUAUGGAUUUCGACAACGCUUUAACGGAAGAAUUUAUCUCGCACAUAGCAUCGGAAAAGUUAAUCACUUAUGACGUCGAAUUGACUACAAUUCAUUUCGUCAUUGUUACCCGGGGGGGAAUUCAAUUGUGACAUGCGUAAGCAUAGAUUUUGCUUACGCAUUGCUGAGCAUAGAUUUUGCUCAGCAAAAAACGCGAUUCAAUAGAUAAGCAUGCGGAAGUUCAAAAUUUGCGUAUCUCUUGUCUUUUGCUUAGCACUGCGCAAGUUUUUCCACCACAAAACAGUGUCAGCUGGCAAAACUUAUCAGAACAGUUAUCUAGGUCGGAGUUUGAUUAUGUAGCUAAUUGUCACAACAAAAUAAUAUUUAUGUGGUAUGGAUUCGAAAAGUUCAGUUAAGAUGGAAUUAGUUGACACAAAUGGAAAGAGUAAGAAAUUAUAAUUAUAAAUAUUUAUUUUGGGAAUGUUCAGAAAACACGAAACGCAAAAUUAGUCAUUUUUUUACACAUCCCUCGUAGAGGGAUAUAGUCCAUUUUUACACCCCAUUUUUUUAACUGAUCAAGGGGACCAGUAACACAACAGCCUAACCCCUCCCCUGCUUUGCGUUACGUAUUUUAUGAGCUUUCCCUCUAAUAAAAAUAGGUCAAUUAAUAAAUACUUUGUAGGACGCCCAAACUUUUCCACUAAGGAAUGUGAGGCUUUGGUCGACACCGUUGGACUUCACUACGAUGCACUCUUUGGAAGAUUUAGUUCAACCUUGACCAACAAUCGGAAAAAUGAGCUAUGGGAUGAUGUCACCGAAAAAGUUAAUGCUGUCUCUUCCGUUAACAUUCCUAGAAGCGUAGCCGAGGUGAAAAAGAAGUAUCAAGUUUUGAAAAGUAGCGUGAAAAAAAUCGAGACCAACAAUUCGAAUGAAAUGAAAAAAACUGGAGGAGGGUCUGCGAUUCUACAACCCCAAAAUACCGUAGGAGAGAAAAUUUUGGCACUUGUUCCACGGGUCGAAAUUUCAGGAAUUGAGGGUGGAAUCGACAUUAGUAAAAUGUCGACCGUUGAUACUGCGCCAUUAAACUUGAUCUCGGUAACGGGCCUCAUCCCAAUUGGAGACACGGGCUCAAGAACAAACAAACCGGCUGAUGCUUCGGAAGAAAAUGCUCCACAUUUUUUCAAGAAACAAACGAAACGUCCUCUGGAAACUACUCUUUUCGCAUUACAAGCUAAACAAGUUAAAUUAUUGGAGACUCAAACAAUGCAACUGGCACAAAUAGUUGAUUUAUUGGCGGAGCGAAACUCAAUUGAAAAGGAGAAGCUACAAAUUAUGAAAAAUAAUUAAUCCUCAUCAUUCAUUUCUCUAAUUAUUUGAU